Molecule: messenger RNA, 786 nt
Organism: Pichia kudriavzevii
Lineage: Eukaryota; Fungi; Ascomycota; Pichiomycetes; Pichiales; Pichiaceae
Exons: 1
Coding region: 1-786 (261 amino acids)
Biological process (GO): protein folding
Cellular component (GO): cytoplasm
Source: RefSeq, a predicted model, not a curated record
AUGCUUCCAGGAUUCCCUGAUCAAAAGGUUCAAGUUGAGGUCGAUCUUACGGAAGAUACAGAAUGGAACGAUAUUUUGCGUUCAAAAGGUAUUAUACCAGAAAAAGAACCAGAUCCAACCGAACAGCUAGAAGAGGCGCUGGCAGAUGCAAUUGCUAAGCAACAUGAAAAUAGAUUAGAAGAUCUAGACAUAGACGAAUUAGAAGCACUUGAAGAUGAGGAAGACGAAGAUUUUUUGGCAAUCUAUAAACAAAAAAGAAUGGCAGAGAUGAGACAGCUUGCAAGUAGAGAAAAGUUUGGAUCAAUUUAUCCAAUUUCCAAACCUGAAUGGCAAAGGGAAGUCACUGAAGCAUCUAAAGAUGCAACUGUUUUUGUCCAUUUAUCAAAUGAAAGUCAACUUCAAUCGAGGUUAUUGAGUAUUAUACUUAGAGAAGCUGCACAAAAGUUCAAAGAAAUCAAGUUUUGCGAAAUUGAAGGACAAAGAGCUAUUGAAGGUUAUCCCGAGAAAAAUUGUCCGACGAUAUUGAUAUACAAAGAUGGGGAAUUAGUGAAACAGCUGGUUACAUUGUUGAUGCUCAAUGGAAAUGACACAACAUUGAAAGAUGUCGAAGCAUUAUUAGUUGAUCUAGGAUCGAUCGAUAUCAAAGACAAAAGACUAAUUAUAAAUCAAGAAGAGGAUGACGAUUUGAGGGAAUCUCAUAAGUUGAGGUUUCAAAAGAAAAGUCUGAGAGGCAAGAGCGGGUUGUCAGAUGACAGUCAAUCCGAUGAGGAUGACUUUUUUGAUUAG